Messenger RNA from Pestalotiopsis fici W106-1, 4143 nucleotides. RefSeq lists its product as uncharacterized. Bases 1 to 4143 code for a protein of 1380 amino acids. NCBI's taxonomy places the organism in Eukaryota, Fungi, Ascomycota, Sordariomycetes, Amphisphaeriales, Sporocadaceae. The transcript has a single exon. Gene Ontology annotation, molecular function: protein binding. The record is from RefSeq and is a predicted model, not a curated record.
AUGGCGGAAGGCCUGCAAGAAGGACCGAUGGCGAGCCAGCAAUUUGGCAACACCGUCGUCGACCAUGGAAGUCGCUUGUUCCAAGGCAUUGUACAUGGAGAUAUACACCUUGGCCCCCGCGAAAGUCGACUCCACUCUCUCGACAUUGCCUCUGGGGCCACAUUCGAUGCCGCCAACAAGCAGAAUUCGCCUUCCUGUCUCGAGAACACAAGAGUGGAUCUCCUUCAACAGAUUGAGUCGUGGAUCGAAAGUCACGACGAGAAACGAAUAUACUGGCUCAGGGGCAUGGCCGGAACUGGAAAGUCCACCAUUGCCUUGACAAUUGUCAGCCGAUAUGCAGAGAAAGGACGUCUCGGUGCAAGUUUUUUCUUUUCAAGAGGUGGCGGUGAUCUGGGCUCGGCAAAGAAGUUCGUUCCGACUAUUGCUGCCCAACUGGCGGAAGCUGUGCCCGGACUUCACGAGUGCAUCGACCGUGCUCUAGAAUCGAAUCGUCACAUCUUUGACCUGGGAGUUUACAGCCAGUGGCAGAAAUUGGUCCUUGAACCGCUUGCACAACUCGGCAAAGAUACGGUUAUGCAUCCCAUAGUGGUCGUGAUCGAUGCCCUGGACGAAUGCGAUGAUGACAAUGAUAUCGCUCUCCUGGUAAAGUGCUUCGAGGGCGCUACAACGACCGAUAACAGUCCACUACGGCUAUUCAUCACUAGCCGGCCCGAGUCACUCAUAAAUCAUGCGUUUGAUGAUAUUCCACGUCAUACACACAAAGAUUUUGUCCUUCACAAUAUUGAAGAUUCUAUCGUGGAUCAGGACCUCACGCUAUUCUACCAAGACCGCCUUUCGAAAAUAGCUCAACGUUUUCACCUUGAUGCUACGUUGUACUCUGAGGGUACUAUCCAAAUCCUAGUACAAAAAUCUCAUCGUCUGUUCAUACAUGCAGCUACUGUAUGCCGCUUCAUUCAAGAGGGUAGAGGACUCGCUGGCCAACGCCUCGCUCUACUCAUCGACAGAGGAAACGCGUCACUAAGGUCCGAGAGGGAAUUGGAUCAGAUGUAUACAACUGUCCUUACACACUCAUGGUCCACGUCAGCACACCUCGAACCACAAGAAAGUGCUGAUUUGAAGACCUUGUUCAGUGGCAUUGUCGGCUCAAUUGUGGUGCUGUUCGAUGUUGUGAAUGUACUUGAGCUGGCAACAAUCCUUGACAGAUCAGUAGAUGAAGUUGGUCGGAUAUUGCGUUCAUUCCACUCGGUACUCGACGUUCCCGAGGAAGCAACAAAGCCUAUCCGUCUUCUCCACCCUUCCUUUCGAGAUUUUCUUCUAGACCGAUCAAGAUGUAAGGCGGAACCCUUUUCCAUCAACGCCGAAGAAAUCCACCGUCUACUCCUUGGGAACUGCCUCCGUCUAAUGAAGUUCCACCUCAAGCGCAACAUAUGCAAUCUCAAUCACCCUGGAGUCCGCGCCCGCGACGUACCCAAAGCGACUGUGAGCGAUUCCAUCCCUCAUGAAAUUCAAUAUGCCUGUCGUUAUUGGCUUCAUCACUUGCAAAGAAUUGGUUUCGAUGCAAAUGUGAAUGACCAACUGGAGAAAUUUUUCACCACUGAUUUCCUUUACUGGCUUGAAUGCCUUUCGCUACUCCACCGACUGCCAGACAGUGUUACCAUGAUCAGGUUAUUGGACAUGAGGCUUUCUGGCUCUACAUCACCUGCACCAGCUGCGUCAUGGAUCUCAAAAAUGAAGCUGAAGUGGCAGGGGAAAACCAGCCGGCCGCCCUCACUAUCCGAUAUUGUUCACGACGCGAUGAGGUUUUUACUCUAUCAUGGCUCAAUCAUCGCAGAAGCUCCUUUACAAAUAUAUUGCUCAGCUCUGGUGUUCAGUCCUGAUAUGAGUAUUAUACGAAAACUUUACUCGCAUCUGAUUCCAACAUGGGUCACAUGCCAAAACAUAGGUCGUAUCGAUUGGAGUGCUCAUCUGCAAACUAUCGCUCUGAGAUACGCUGGCGAGCAAAUUAUAUUCUCGCCUAACGGUCAGCUGAUUGCGACAUCUUCCAGUGGAUAUAUACAAGUCUUCAUUGCAGCAACAGGAACAGAGCAGGCGAAAAUUCUGGUCCCAUACGAGGCCCAUCAUAGUCGAGUGUCCGUGGCAUUCUCACCAAAUAACCUCUUUUUGGUGUCUGGGACAAGCCAUGGGGUGAUACAGGUAUGGGACGUACAUACAGGAGAACAACAGUUGGCAGUCAUUUGGCCAGAUCUCAAUCAGGACGAUAGGUUGACAGCUGUUGCAUUCUCGCCAGAUGGCCAAUUAAUAGCGGCGGCAAAGAAUUGGAAAGAAGUCCGUCUUUGGGAUAGGAGCACAGGUCAAGAACACUGUUUCACCUCGGGAAACUCGGACUGGCUGAAGCGCAUUGUGUUUUGUGAUGAUAGCUUCUUGACUACUACGGGGUCGAAUAAACAAACCCGCACCAUCCGGCUUUGGCACAAGGCUCCGUAUCUGGUAGGCGAAAAUCGGGACACACACCUCGCAGCAUUUUCAUCAGAUCUUCGACUAGCAGCAGUAUCUCGUCGCAUCUCGUCUGGUAUACAACUCUGGGAUAUAUCUACAUCAGAACAUAUGCACAGACUCAAACGACCAUAUUAUCUGCUGGAUUCCUUAACCUUUUCGCCAAACAGCGAGAUUCUAGCGGUAACAUCGUCGGCAAACAUCACAUUGUUGGACACAAGCACUGGUACAAGACUCUACGAAUUUGAAGACAAUUCUUCCGUCAACGCUCUCGCGUUUUCCCCGAACGGCCAGUUGGCCUCGGUGUCUAGGGACAAUACCAUACGCCUUUGGAGUAUGGUUCAAAACUGGAAACAACGAUCAAUCAAGGAUGACACAAUCCGAACAUAUGGCAACGCUAUCGCAUUAUCGCGCGACGGAAGCAAGGUGGCGUCAAUCUCGGGGUCUUCCCAAGCGAUCAUCCAAGUUUGUGGUAACAUGGCGGAUCCCAUGUUGCACGUGUACAGAGUCCCUUGGAAGAAUUCUCCCUUCUAUAAUGCGAUCAAAUUCUCUGAUGAUUGCCUCUACAUAGCAAUUGCACUACCUAGUCGUGGGGCAGUUUUGGACGCUGGUACGGGCCAUAUCCGAUGGUCUAUACCACUCAGGGAAUAUAGGCAAUUUUACAAAGAGAAAUUCCCUGUGUCCCUCGAAUUCUCGCCGGACAGCCGACUGAUCGCCUCUCAAACAAGAAACAUGUUAGAGGUCUUCGAUGUCGUGACGGGAAAGUUGAAGUACGACUUCGAACGGCCCCCUCAUCUCAGAGAAGAGGAUAGGAACUACGCUAGCGCGUUUUCGCCAGACAGCUGCCUGCUUGCAUGUAUGAUGGGUCAUGAGGUCCGUAUACUGGACGCAAGUACAGGUCAGGUAAAACACUGUGAUGCAUUGAGACCGGGAUCAAAGCACACUAUCUUCUUGACAGGCGCCAUCCAAUUUUCGCCAAAUGGUCGACUGAUUGCAGUGGGAGGGGCUUUUGAUGCCAUCACCCUUUUCGAUGCGGUGACUGGGAGGUCGAUAUCCACGAUUCAGAUACUUUCGCUCAAAGCCGUUGUGCGCAUCAUGUUUUCACCAGAUAGCCGACUGCUGCUGUCCCUCUGUAGAACUGAGCAGGCCAGCCUUUGGGACGUGACUACAGGCAAAUUGCUGUACACGAUUGAUUACGCACACUGGAAGGAUAUCAUCGUGACCUUUUCGCCGGACAGCCAACGAAUGUUCUGGAGUACUCGGCGCGGCAACAUUUAUCUUUGGGACUUGGUCAAGUGCGAGGAACACUGGAUCACCUGGAACUUGCCCAUUCUCGAGGUCAUGUCGGUCUCCCCUUGUGGGGCUUAUCUCAUCACGGAACGCGGCACUCUUGGGCUGCCUUGGCUUCGUCCCCAUCCAUUAUCUCACACCUUUGCAUUUGAGGAUUGGAUAACAAAUGAUGGAAAUGAGCUGAUAUAUAUCCACCACGAUUACCGGGACCGCGUGCAUUUUGUUCAGGGAAAUUCCGUCUUCUUUGACAAUCGGCCGGGUUCUUUUCUUCGCAUCAACACAUCGUCUGACUUUGCAGUUGGCCAAGAUAUCCCAAAAGAUCGGCACAAUCGAGAGGGUUCGACUUCUGGUGAUGGAUGA